This is a messenger RNA of Cavia porcellus (domestic guinea pig), 627 nucleotides long. RefSeq names its product phosphoribosyl transferase domain containing 1 (gene Prtfdc1). NCBI's taxonomy places the organism in Eukaryota, Metazoa, Chordata, Mammalia, Rodentia, Caviidae. Gene Ontology annotation, cellular component: cytosol. The record is from RefSeq and is a predicted model, not a curated record.
AUGGACAAUUGGUCAGGAUAUGACUUGAAUUUGUUCAUAUACCCACAGCACUAUUAUGAUGAUUUGGAAUGUGCACUUAUACCUCACGGCAUCAUUGUGGACAAAAUUGAGUGACUGGCCAAGGACAUUAUGAAAGACAUACAACGUGGUGACAUUAUGGUCCUGUGUGUGCUUAAAGUGGUUUACAAAUUCUGUGCUAAUCGAGAACACCUUAAGAACAUCACCUGGAAUUCAGAUAGAUGUGUCUCUAUGAGGGUUGAUUUCAUCAGACUAAAGAGUUUUAAGAAUGAUCGGUCCAUGGACACGACACAGACAGUGGGAGGUGAGGCUCUUUCAACACUGGCUGGCCAGAACAUCCUCAUUGUGGAGGAUCUUGUUGGGAAGGGGGAGACCAUGAAAGCCCUGCUCAGCAGUACAGAGAAAUACAAACCAAACAUGAUAAAGGUAGCCAGGUAAUUUGUUGGAAAGAGAAUACCAAGAAGUAAUGGCCUUAGACCUGACUAUGCUGGAUUUGAGAUUCCAAAUUUAUUUGUGGUGGGGUAUGCCUCAGAUUAUAAUGAAUACUUCAGAGAUCUGAACAUAAAUCUUGUGAUCAAUGAACACAGUAAAGAAAAAUUCCAAGUUUAA